Molecule: messenger RNA, 7206 nt
Organism: Diorhabda sublineata
Lineage: Eukaryota; Metazoa; Arthropoda; Insecta; Coleoptera; Chrysomelidae
Gene: Rme-8
Product: dnaJ homolog subfamily C member 13
Exons: 31
Coding region: 365-7072 (2235 amino acids)
Biological process (GO): regulation of early endosome to late endosome transport; receptor-mediated endocytosis; endosome organization
Cellular component (GO): endosome membrane
Source: RefSeq, a predicted model, not a curated record
GUUUGUCGGAGCUAAAGGAGAGGGUACACCAUACUUCUAACACUUCAUAGUUAUAAGAUAUUUGUAAAUGUUGAGGUCGACUUAAAUUCUAUUUGGUUUAGUAUAUGCUCGUUAAAUUAAAUCUCGUUAUUUAGGACUUCAUGUGUCAAAACGUGUUUUUGACAUUUGAGUGAUCAACAGCUGACACCCCCAAAAUGUUUUUGUGAUUGAUAAAAAUUGUGUUUUCUUCAUGAAUUAAUACGGUUUUUUACUUUUUAUUGCUAUAGCUUCCAAGUGAUUUUCUAUCUAGAAUAUUUUGUUUAGAUGAACACUUUAUGCCAACAUUGCGGAAUAUUUACUUAUUUUGCAUUAAGAAAGUAGCAACAUGAUGCCUGUAAAGGAUAAUCAAGAUGUUGCAUGUUUCUUCUGUACUAAACAUACAACUUGGAAAGGAAAGUACAGGAGAAUAUUUUCUGUUGGUACCCAAGGUAUUACUACAUACAACCCUAAUAAUUUGGAAAUAACAAAUAGAUGGCCUUACAGUGAUUUUAUUUCUAUCACUCCACUAAGAGGAGGUAAUCACAAUGAAUUCCAAAUAACAAUGAAAAAGGAACGUAAAACUGACAAAAUGACAUUUUCAUCUGAUCUCAGAACACAUAUAUUAACAGAAGCCCUUAAGUUUAGGCACCAUUUUUCUGAGAAACCCAAAGAUGUAAUGAGGUACCAUGCUUACAAACAUCAUUGGUCAGAUAUAAGACUUCCUGUUAUACUUGAAGUGACUGCAUGUUCAUUGGAUCAGCUAGAUCCUACUAGCAAUACUGUUCUUGCCUGUUAUAACUUUAAGGAUUUUGAAGGAAUAUGUACAGUUUCUGAUUAUCCAGGUGGAUUUGUGAUAGUGUGUGGAGGGUUUGGUCGAUUACAUUUAUUCCAAUCACCAGAUUAUGAAGAUAUUAAAUCUAAAAUAUUGGAGUCAGCAACAUUAAACUUAGGAAUUAAUAUUAAGGUUCUAAGUACUCCAAUAACAUUGGAAGACUUUCAAGUGCAAAGAUUUGGAAAAUAUAGUGAUGAUGAAUAUGUGACAACUGUCUCGGAGUUUUCAGUAUAUAAGAUACAAAAAUCUAGACACACUGAUCCAGUUCGACGAACAUUGUGCCUUUCAGAAUAUUGUAUUCUGGAAAGAGAUCCACAAACUUACAGUAUUUGUACUUUGCAACCGUUGAAUAAUAUUUUUGCACUCGUGCGAGAUAAUAAUAACCCACAGUUAUUCACUAUCGAAUAUUUAAAUGGACACUCUAGAACAUACACAACUACAGAUCGGGAUUCUUUAUUAGCUUCUCUGUUGGAUGGAGUUAGAGCUGCUGGUAAUAAAGAUGUCCAUGUAACAAUGGUUGCCACAGACAGAGGUUUAAGAUUAAGUCCAUUCAGUAUACCUGUAGAUGAGGAUUCCGAAAGUUUACAUCUUAAAUUGCUCAUGAAUCCACCACCUACUAAACCGUUCUCUCAGUGCUUGAAACGAUUCAACACCAAUAUACCCUAUAGUGGACUUCUAUAUAGCAUCACACAAGAAGGAAUCUUUUCGGAAAAUAAAGAAAAACUUAUCACAGGAGUAUUGCAGUCUUUGGUAUCAAAAGAAGGCGAUCAAAAAACAAUAAGUGUAGCAGAAUUGGAAGCUCAAUUCCAAGCUUUAAGACGAUUAGUCGCUAGCAAAGUGGGAUAUGCAUCAUUUACCAAAUUACCUGGUUUUAGAGAAGCUAUUGGCCAUAAAGUGAUAACGGCAUUAAAAAGAAAUGAUUAUGCUGUAACACAAGCAGCAAUAGAUGUAAUUUGUGCACUAAUGCAUCCUAUGCACGAUGAUUAUGAUCUCAGACAAGAACAAUUAAAUAAGUCAUCAUUGUUACAGACAAAACCAUUUUUGGAAAGUCUUUUGAAUAUGUGGACAGAACAUAUUGCAGUAGGUACUGGUGCUUUGAUAGUAUCGGCAAUGUUGGAUUUUUUAACGUUUGCUUUGUGCGUUCCUUAUAGUGAAACCACGGAUGGAAAACAUUUUGACACACUUUUAGAAAUGGUAUCAGAUAGAGGUCGGAUGUUAUUUCGUUUAUUCCAACAUCCAUCUAUGGCAAUAGUUAAGGGGGCUGGAUUAGUAAUGCGUUCUAUCAUAGAAGAGGGUGAAUCUGAAGUUGCGGAAAAAAUGCAGAAUUUGGCAUUAGCCGAAGGUGCCUUACCUCGACAUCUUUUGGCAGCUCUUUAUACUCAAGGCACUGAUGGGCGAUUAUUGACACAUAGACAAUUAUCUAGGCAUUUAAUAGGUCUUUGGAUUACUGGUAAUCCAAUAGCUAUGGGACUACUAAAAAGGAUAAUGCCAACGGGACUAAUAACAUUUUUGGAUUCUAAAGAUCAAAUACCCAAAGAAGCUAUAGAACAAGAAAUGCUGAAUAAUAGAGAUAACUUGAAAUUAGCUCAAGAUCAUGCCAAUAAAACCAAAAAAAAUCCAAACUGGCAUGCCGUUGAAAGACAACUCAAAUUAAUGGAAAAAAAGGUUGAACAUUACACAAAUCUAGCAUUACAACAUUGGGGAACAACAGUAGGUAUCCAGUUGAAAAGAGAGGAGAAAAUGAAAGAGAGGCCUAUUGUAUUAAGGAGGAGACGAGAGAGGAAGAAAGCAGAAUCUAAUUGGUUGCUCUUUUAUUACAAUUUUAAUAAAGAUCAUGCUCUUCCUAAUCUUAUAUGGAAUCAUAAGACUAGAGAAGAAUUGAGAAGUGCCUUGGAAGCCGAAGUGCGUAAUUUUGCUUCAGAUAGGGAGUUAGCUGGGCUAACUCUAGUAGCCUGGAAUCAUCGUGAGUUUGAAGUUAAUUAUGCUUGUCUUGCUGAUGAAGUUAAAAUUGGUGAUUAUUACUUAAGACUGUUAUUAGAAAUAAAUGACGAAAAUUCUCCCAUACGUCGAACGUAUGAGUUUUUUAAUGAUUUGUAUCAUAGGUUUUUGUUAACUAAUAAAAUUGAAAUGAAAUGUUUAUGUCUUCAAGCCAUGUCCAUAGUCUAUGGUAGAUAUUAUGAAGAUAUAGGACCAUUUAGUGAUACUAAAUAUAUCAUAGGAAUGUUAGAGAGGUGUAUUGACCGAAUGGAAAGAGAUAGGUUAAUAAUAUUCAUAGAAAAUUUGAUAUUACAUCACAGAAACGUUCAGGAUAUUCUGGAUGUAGGUGGGAUCCAAAUUUUAGUAGAUUUGAUGGCGUUAGCGCACUUACAUACAUCAAGAGCUAUGAUACCAACACAAACUAACGUUAUUGAAGCCGGUCCUGACAUGAAAAUAGCCGAAGAAAAAGAGUGGUAUUAUAACAGUGAUAAGGGUAGAGAGGGUCCAUUAUCAUUUAGUGAGAUGAAAGAUUUGUAUGAAAAAGGACAAAUAAAUCAUAAAACACGAUGCUGGGCAAUGGGCAUAACAUGUUGGCGACCUAUGUCUCAACUACCUCAAUUAAAAUGGUAUCUUUUAGCCAAAGGUAGUUCGGUUCUGAAUGAAACUGAGCUCGCAACACAUAUCUUAAAUCUUUUAAUCAAAAUGUGUCAGUAUUAUCCCAGUAGAGAUGCAGAUGGUGCUGUGAUAAGACCAUUGCCAAAAGUUAAGAGAUUAUUGUCUGAUCAAACAGUAUUGCCAAAUGUCGUCCAAUUAUUAUUGACAUUUGACCCUAUCUUAGUUGAAAAAGUAGCUACUCUUCUGUGUGAAGUUAUGAAGGAUAAUCCAGAAAUGUCCAAGCUGUAUACAACUGGAGUAUUUUAUUUCAUUAUGAUGUAUACUGGUAGCAACGUAUUGCCUAUAGCUAGGUUUUUGAAAUUGACCCACAUGAAACAAGCUUUUAAAUCUGAAGAGGAAGCUUCGCCAAUUUUACAAAAAAGCAUAUUAGGAAGGCUCCUUCCUGAAGCAAUGAUUCACUAUUUAGAAAAUUAUGAUGCCGAGAAAUUUGCACAAAUAUACCUUGGAGAAUUUGACACACCUGAAGCAAUAUGGAAUUCGGAAAUGAGACGAAUGCUGAUAGAAAAGGUAGCAGCACAUAUAGCAGAUUUCACACCUCGAUUGCGUAGUCAUACGAUGGUUAGAUAUCAUUACAUUCCGAUACCUGCCGUAAGGUAUCCCCAACUCGAACAUGAAUUAUUCUGUAACAUCUUUUAUUUACGACAUUUGUGCGAUACUCAUAGGUUCCCUGAUUGGUCUAUACCUGAUUCAGUUCAAUUAUUGAAAGAUGUUUUGGAAGCCUGGAGAUCUGAAGUAGAGAAAAAACCUCCAUUAAUGACAAUACAAGAUGCUUACAAAAGUUUGGGAUUGAAUGAGCAUAAUCAUGAUGAAGCAACAGUCAGGAAAGCAUAUUAUAAAUUAGCUCAAAAAUAUCAUCCUGAUAAAAAUCCCGAAGGAAGGGAUAUAUUUGAAAAAGUAAACACUGCUUACGAAUUUUUGUGUAGCCGUAGCUGUUGGACAGGAGAUGGACCCAAUCCUAAUAAUAUAGUCCUAGUACUACGAACACAAAGUAUUUUAUUCCAAAGAUACUCAGAAGAAUUGCAACCAUAUAAAUAUGCAGGAUACCCUCAACUUAUUAAAACGAUAAAGAUAGAAACAGCUGAUGAACAGUUGUUUUCCAAAAACGCUCCUCUACUCACUGCUGCGUGUGAGCUGGCAUAUCAUACAGUACAGUGUUCUGCACUAAAUGCAGAAGAAUUAAGGCGAGAAAAUGGACUUGAGAUAUUAUUGGAAGCAUACACUAGAUGUGUUAAUGUGCUUAAUAAUUCAUCUAAACCCGAAGAAGUUCCAGUUCAAGUUUGCAUACAUAUAACAAAAUGUUUCUCAGUAGCAGCUCAGUUUCCGGCAUGCAGAGAACGGAUGGUGGAACUGAAACAGUUGAUUGUGGAUUUGUGUCGAAUUCUAUUUUUCAAACAUUUAACAAAACUGUGUUUAGUGGCAACAGAAUGUGUAAUUGCCCUAUCCAUGGAUUCAAUUUUACAAAUGGAACUUCUGAAAUCUGGUGCUCUUUGGCAUUUGUUAUUGUAUACAUUUAAUUAUGAUUUCACAUUAGAUGAAGGUGGUGUAGAAAAGAGCGAGGAAGCUAAUAAGCAAGAGGUCAGUAAUAGGCUUGCCAAAAAAGCAGUAAGUGCAUGUGCUGCGUUGGGUGGUUAUAUUCAGGGGGAAGAUCGGCCUCCACCUAAUUCUCUAACUAGAGGAAUUUUAAAAGAGCUAUUAACUGAAUAUCUCAGCGAACAACUCGGAGAUGAUAAACCCGAAGAGAUAUUAAAAAUUUUAAAUAGUAACACUGAAACCCCUUAUUUAAUAUGGGAUAAUGGUACUCGAGCGGAAUUAAUUGACUUUUUGGAAACAGAGAGAAAUAAUAAAAAUCGGGAAGAUUUUUAUAUUCCAAAUCAGUUUAAAUAUUCUGCUCAUAAAGGGGAACAUAAAAUUGGAGGUAUAUUUAUCAAAAUAUAUAACCAGCAACCAACGUAUCCAAUCAAGGACCCCAAGAACUUUGUGAUAAACCUACUGAGCUACCUAAAAGAACAAUCAUCAGACCUCCUAAACUUAGUUAACAUAGCUUUUUCAGUUACCAUAGAAGAUAAAUUGAAAAAUACUGUGAUGACUCUUGAAGCUUUAACAAAUGUGAUACGAAAUAACACAGGUGUAGAAACACAAUGCAUUGGUCAUUUUAGGUUACUUUUUAGUUUACUUAAUGUUAACUACAUACCGAUCCCGAAAGGAGCUCUUAACGUUAUAUCUCUAGUAACAAGAAGUAAUGAUUGUAUUAACGAUUUGGCUUCUAGUGAAGUCUUGGGUUAUUUGUUGUUAGUGCUAUAUACUAUCCAAGAUUCUCAACCUCAAACUUUGGAUGCUCUUUAUGCUCUGAUGUCAACCCCAAAAAUUGUUAAAGAAUCUUUAAAUAAAGGAGCGGUCAUUUAUCUAUUGGACCUUUUCUGCAAUUCAACAAAUUCCAAGAUAAGACAAACUUGUGCAGAAUUACUAGCUAGGAUGAGUCUUGAUAAACUAGUUGGACCAAAAGUGAGAUUAGCAUUAGGAACUUUUCUUCCCCCUAUCUUUGCUGAUGCAAUGCGGGAUAAUCCAGAAGCUGCAGUAACGAUGUUUGAAAGCGCUCAUGAACAUCCAGAACUUAUAUGGGAUCAGAAUACUAAAGACAAUGUUUGCAAAGUUGUAGCUAGAUUUAGAAGAGAGCACCAGACUGAACAAAGUUCAAACCCUUCCAUCUAUUGGAAAAUGCCAGACACAAACGGCCUUACAAAUCUUGCUACACCAAAUGAAUUUAUGGUAGCGGGUGUAUAUCUCAGAAUUUUCAUUGCAAAUCCUUCCUGGAAUUUGAGGAAACCAAAAGAAUUUCUCACAGAGCUAAUGGAAACUUGCCUAAAUCUUAUGAGCAAAGAGAAAACAAAUGUAGAAUAUUUAGAAAUUUGUACGACUGCCUUGUGUGCUUUAUUACAAGCACAGCCAGCUCUUCUAGAGUUGAUACCUUCCAUGGGGCACAUUCCUAGACUAUGUAGACAAAUGGGAUCUAAUAUAAGACAGAUAGCAAUACCAAAAUCUGCAAUCUGCAUACUAAACUCCUUAUCUACGAGUACGGUGUGUGUAAGUGCUAUAGCUCAUUCUGAUUGCAUGCAUCCAUUAAAACAAGCUAUGCAAAUAAGGAAAGAUAUGGUUGCCAUAGCGUGUGAAGCGCUCAACAGACUUUUUUCAAGCAGUCAUGAUCAAUUAGUUAAACAAGCUUUAGAUGUCGAUUUUGUUCAGUUUUUACUUGACUUACUCAAUGCUAGACUGGAGUUGAUCGAUAAUCCUGCUAUGACUAAAGCACAAAUAGUGAAAGCUCUGAAAUCUAUGUCUAAAAGUUUGAUGUAUGGAGAGAAGGUGAAUUCUAUUUUGGAGAAAAGUACUGUCUGGUCAGAGUACAAAGAUCAAAAACAUGAUUUGUUUAUUUCUAGUACUCCUAUAGCUGGAUACUUGACGGGUGGCACACCUGCAACGGCUGGUUAUUUAACGCAAGGUCCUAGUACCAAAAUGAAUUCGGCACCCCCUCCUAUAGAGAAAGAGGAUCCAGGAAUUAGAGGCGAUGGUCUUUGACUUCUGAUUUAUCAGUCAAAUGAUUAUGGAUAAGAAAUGAAGACAAACAGUAUGAAAUAAUAUUUUAGUUGAAACAGAUUAAGAUAUCUAUUAGGGUCGUUAAAUGAAUUUGAGAUAAUAAAAAUGUACUUUUU